AUGAUGAACAUUGACGAAGUCAAGGCAUCUGUCGAUGCAGCAUUGGCCACUGCCAAUGCUUCCCUCCGCGAGCUCAACAGACAGAUCUGGUCAAACCCUGAAACUGCGUAUCAAGAACACGGGGCUCACAAAGCCAUCUGCGAUUUUCUUGAAGCACUGGGGUUCACUGUCACUCGGCAUGCAUACGGACUGGACACUUCGUUUGAAGCUACCAGUGGAUCUGGGGGCCGUCUAAUCAACUUCAAUGCCGAAUAUGACGCUCUACCAGACAUUGGUCAUGCCUGUGGCCAUAACUUGAUCACCACAAGUAGUGUUGCGGCGUUCCUAGCUUUGUCGGCCGUGCUGAAGCAGUACAACAUCCCCGGCCGCACGCAGCUCUUGGGGACGCCAGCCGAAGAGAAUGGCGGUGGUAAGGCCAAACUUAUCGAUGCUGGAGCGUACAAGGGCGUCGAUAUCUCUCUCAUGGCGUAUGUCUACCGUCCCCUCUCUGCAUACAAAACUAAUCAUUUCAGUCAUGCGGGCCCCAAGAAGCUCUUCCCAGGCGUCGUUUGCGACGGUGUGGGUGGCGUGUUGAUGAAUGCGCGGAAGGAAAUUCACUGCGAAUUCUUCGGCAAGAGUGCUCAUGCUGGAGGGAAUCCUUGGGCGGGCAUCAACGCCUUGGACGCCCUAGUCACAUCCUACAACAAUGUUGCUGUGCUGCGUCAACAGAUGCAACCUGAUGAGCGUGCCCACUGCGCGUUCCUGGAUGUACCGAAGGUGGCCAACGUGAUUGCAUCCUACACCAAAGCCUACUGGCAAGUCCGUAGCCCGACCAUGAAGGGCUUGAACACGUUGAUGGCCAAGGUGCGCAAUUGUAUUGAAGCCGGCGCAUUGGCUACGGGGUGUGAGGUGAAGAUUGUCGAGUACGUCUACUCCGACCGGAAUGAGUUGUACACGGAUAUCAAGAUCAACGACACAUUGUGUGAACGCUACAGCGCACAUAUGGGCAAAUACGACCGAAACGUCCUCAAGCGCCAUGAGAAGGUUCUGACGGGCUCUUCUGACAUCGGUAACGUCUCUUAUAUCCUUCCCACCCUCCACACUAUGUUUGGAAUCCCUGCAGAUGACGGUUCCUUCCCUCAUCAUCCUUCGUUCGCCUCGGCGGCUGGCACGGAUGAUGCUCACGAAGAAGCCGUCAUUGUCGGCAAGUCGUUGGCUCUCAUCGGCUGGGAGAUGAUCACCGACGAUCAACUGUUUGAGCAGGCGAAGAAGCAGUGGCAGGAAGCUAUCCAAGAAUAG
Messenger RNA from Aspergillus terreus NIH2624, 1278 nucleotides. RefSeq names its product M20 family metallopeptidase. The transcript is spliced from 4 exons. The coding region runs from base 1 to 1278 and encodes 425 amino acids. NCBI's taxonomy places the organism in Eukaryota, Fungi, Ascomycota, Eurotiomycetes, Eurotiales, Aspergillaceae. Gene Ontology annotation, molecular function: dipeptidase activity. The record is from RefSeq and is a predicted model, not a curated record.